Molecule: messenger RNA, 1000 nt
Organism: Exserohilum turcica Et28A
Lineage: Eukaryota; Fungi; Ascomycota; Dothideomycetes; Pleosporales; Pleosporaceae
Exons: 3
Coding region: 1-882 (293 amino acids)
Molecular function (GO): methyltransferase activity
Source: RefSeq, a predicted model, not a curated record
AUGGCCUCAUCAGACAUUACAUCCGCAGUCCACACCCACUACUCCACCCUCGCCUCGACUACCACCUCGGCUUCCUCAAAAUCCUAUUCCACAGCCGUUGCAUCAGCCUUUGGCUACACCCCCUCAGACCUUGCAGCCAUCCCUGCGGAGUCUAACCUCGGCCUAAGCUGCGGGAACCCGACUGCACUCGCAAAUCUGAGGCAAGGAGAGACGAUUGUGGAUCUGGGGUGCGGAGCUGGGUUCGAUGUGUUUCUUGCAGCUAGGAAAGUCGGGGAAAGUGGCAGAGCGAUUGGGGUGGAUUUUAGCGAGGAAAUGCUCGCCCGCGCAAAACGCAAUCUGGAGAACUCAGAUGCGAAGAAUAUCUCCUUUAUCAAAUCUCCCAUCACGGCCAUACCCAUCGAAUCGGGAACCGCAGAUGUAGUCAUUUCAAACUGCGUCAUCAAUCUCGUUCCGCACGGCCAGAAGGCCCUCGUCUUCUACGAAAUGGCGCGCAUCCUCAAGCCUGGCGGACGAGUUGCGGUCUCGGAUAUUCUAGCCAAGAAGCCGCUGCCAGAGGAUCUGCAGAAAGAUAUGGCGACAUAUGUGGGAUGUAUCUCCGGGGCAAGCUUAGUAGGGGAGUAUGAGGAGUGGCUGAAGAGUGCUGGGUUUAGAGAGGUGAGUAUUGUGGAUGCGGGAACGGAUGUCAAUGUUUAUCGGGAUGCCGAGGGAAGUGAAUGCUGUACUAGUGACGUUACGAAUGCAAAGUGUAGUAAAGAGGAGGAACAAGUUGGGUGCUGUGGGGGACAAAAAGCCAAAGAUGAGAUCCCACAGAAAGAGUUGUUGGCAAAGGAUGUCAACUUCAAUGAGUGGGUCGGCUCUUUUAAGAUCCUUGCUGUGAGAUAAGACACUCAGAUCUUUUUCCAUUCACUGGUCGAUUUGGGUUCCAACAUGCAGGCCAGAAACCUAGCACAGGCCAUUUUCCAAUUGCACAUCUAACCCUACUUCCAGAAUAAUGAGGAGC